This is a messenger RNA of Cornus florida, 2448 nucleotides long. RefSeq names its product protein ENDOSPERM DEFECTIVE 1. Gene Ontology annotation, biological process: centrosome cycle; spindle assembly. The coding region runs from base 357 to 2135 and encodes 592 amino acids. Gene Ontology annotation, molecular function: microtubule binding. The record is from RefSeq and is a predicted model, not a curated record. Lineage: Eukaryota; Viridiplantae; Streptophyta; Magnoliopsida; Cornales; Cornaceae. Gene Ontology annotation, cellular component: nuclear microtubule; cytoplasm; centrosome. The transcript has 6 exons.
CCCGAGAGAGAGAGAGAGAGAAGGGGUUGGAGGUUUUUUUCCUUCACUACAGUGUCAGGACAACAUCGCGGCCAGUUUAAGCUGACCCAUCCAAACCCAUCUCUACUAUUCCGAUCCAAUUUGUGGAAUAGGAGUGAAAAUUAGGGUUUUUGGAUGACCAUUUAAAACGUUCUGGUCUGUGAUACAGUAAUCGUUUCCACAGAGGAAGAUCUCCUCAAUUAGGGUUUUUGGGUGAAUUGCUUCUCCAAUCUCAUUCAUUCAUUUCCAAUCAUUGCUUCAACAAUUGCACUAACAGAGUCAAUUUGAAUCAGCCCAGGUGAUCAAUUUCUCAUCUCAAUUCUUUUUUACCCCAAAAAAUGAACGAACCAACAGUUGAAGUUCCACCGCAGCCUCCGGCUGCCGCCGACACUACUGCCCUGGCGGCUCCUCCCCUGCCUCACCGCCGUCCGAGGGUGAGGGAAGUGAGCUCCCGGUUCAUGUCUCCAUCGGUUUCCUCUUCUCACUCUUCUUCUUCCGGCGAUCCCCAUCUUGUGCCGGCAAGAUCGCCCCAUUCCAAGCACGUCGCCUCAACUCCUAAUCCUACAGAGUUGCAGGGAAGGCGGCACCAGCAGCGGUCCAAAUCCGUGCAGAGGUCUCGUCAAGAAGCCGACCCCUUAUCGCGUGCCGAUGAGAACAUACCGGAGACGAUCCGGAGCUUGGAAACCCCAUUGGGGUUACACAGUAAAGGAUUGGUGUCUGUACAGAGGAAGCCCUCUGCUUCUGUGAAGCUUUUCAAGGAGAAUGGAGGGGGCAGAGCAGAGCAGUCACAUUCAUCGGAUUUUUCACAAUCAAAAGGCCUUGUGAGUGGCAAAUGUUCACUGAGAAGUGGAAAUUUGAUUCCCUCAAGGCCUGAUACCCCAACUGUGACUGGUGGGGACAGGGUCAUUCAGUCGAGAUUCCGGCUUCAGCGUCCGGCCAAUUCCGGCGGAGGCACCCCUGCUGUCACAGCAGCAGCAAAGCUGUUGCAGUCAAGUGGGUUGUCAUUGUCUGCUCAACCCUCCAAUUGGGAUUCAUCCCAAGAAGCCAAUUCCAAUUCUGUGAACACUUCUUCAGGGGAUGAUGACAAAGUGGUUUCACAAAGCCAUGCUACAAUUCCAUUAUCAAAUGAUUCAAAUUCGUGCAAUGGUUCUCCGGUCCAAAACUGCAAGACGCGGGCUCUUCCAGACGUGCGCUGUUCUAUGCCAGAGGUGGAUAUGCUGCCUACUGUGUCCACCAGAUUGCUUGCAGAUAGAGGUUGCAGCAGUGGGAAUGUCAAUGGCAGCGAUACUUCGAAAUUCACUGUUUCUCCUUGCUCUCGUUCUCUGAAUUGUGAACAAUCCUCCCUUUUCUAUUCACUCAAGACCAAUGAGAAAUCGACAUCUAUGACCUACAAACCCUGUUCAAAUUCUGUAAAGAUGGGAAGCCUUUGUCUGCCACCAGUCCCACCCUGUAUGAAAUUGGGAGCAGAUGCAAAGAAGGGAAGGAAGGGUUUCAGUAAUCAAGAAGAAAUCCAUUAUCUAAAGUUGCUUCAUAACCGUUAUAUGCAGUGGAGAUAUGCAAAUGCGAAAGCAGAGGUCUCCUUGCAUGCUCAGAGAAGGGAAGCCGAGAGAAAACUUUAUUCUCUAGCAGUCAAGAUAUCAGAUUUACGUAACACUGUGGAAGGGAAACGCAUUGAACUUGGGAUGUUGCAAAGAGCAAAAACUCUGUUCACAAUUCUUGAAGCUCAUAUGCCAUAUCUUGAUGAAUGGUUUGCUUUGGAAGAGGAGUUCUCAACUUCUUUGUCAGGAGCAAGUGAUGCUUUGCUCAAUGCCUCUCUCCAACUUCCAGUCAGUGGGAAUGUCCAAGUUGAUAUAAGAGAGGUGGGGGAGGCUCUGCAUUCAGCAGCAAAGGUGAUGGAGACAAUCGGUCUUCAUGUUCAAAUCUUUAUGCUAAAGGCCGAAGAACUGGAUAAUUUGAUAACAGAAGUAGCCAGGGUUAGUGGUGGAGAAAGAGCUCUUGUUGAAGAAUGUGGAGAUUUGUUGUUCAAGACUAAUAAAUCACAGGUGGAAGAGUGCAGCUUAAGGGGACAUUUAAUUCAAUUACAAAGGAGCAACCAUGGUCAACCUCAGGAAGGAUGAAAAACUUUGAUGACAUGACAAGCAAUUGAGCACCUUAUUUUUUAUUUUUUGUUGAUCAAUUUUUUUGUUGAUAAGUUUUUUUUUUUUUUUUUUUUUAAAUCCCUUGGCACCAAAGGAAGUGAGUAAUCAAUUUUCAUGUUUGUUGUAAUGCAUGGAAUAAGAAAAUAUUAUACAUAUGAAUUGAGAGCAGCAUUGAGAUGUAGCUUCUCUUCUGAGUCAUGUAAGCUUGAUCCAUAUGCAAUGUGAUUUUUUGCAACUCAAAAAUGUUCGAGUCUACGUUUGUACUUCGAGCUGCUUAUUCUUAAGAGUAACG